Molecule: messenger RNA, 2437 nt
Organism: Osmerus eperlanus (European smelt)
Lineage: Eukaryota; Metazoa; Chordata; Actinopteri; Osmeriformes; Osmeridae
Gene: ftcdnl1
Product: formiminotransferase cyclodeaminase N-terminal like 1
Exons: 5
Coding region: 931-1977 (348 amino acids)
Molecular function (GO): folic acid binding; transferase activity
Source: RefSeq, a predicted model, not a curated record
UGGCGCUCUUCAUCCAGGAACAGUUGAGUCAGCUGACAGCAGCACUGCGCAUGUCCUGUUACAUAUCCAGGUCUACAGUAGCAGAUCUAAACAAGAUCAUCUGUUCUUCAGAGCGUCACUACAGUAGUUAUUGAAGAAAAUCUUACUGAAAUUGGUGAAACACACAUUGCACUGCGUUGUCGUGCUCUGAUUUUACUUGCAGGUUUUGUGCAACAUGAACAAGUGAAUACGGGACCCGAGGGCUCACUUGUCAAGUUGUUUCAUUUAUUGUUCGAUUACUGUCUACAAGGCAAGUAUUGUAUAUUCAUGGCACACACUUUCUAACAAGAAAUGUGAUGUAAAAUCCUCGUCAAAAUAUAUGUGUCAUUGACAUUAAUCGAGAAGUUAACUUAUCUUACUGCCAGUGUGUGUUUACAUCAGCCCUUAACCGAGUUUGAACUUUGGACUUAGCUAAUUGUACGUUUGCAUAAUGGAUAAUUCAGCCUGAAAAAUGUCAGAUAAAAUAUAAGUACACCAGAGUCAUUAGAACAGAUUGUAAUUUUGAUAACAGCUGAUGACAUUUGACAGAUAUCCAGAAUGUAUGUAGCCUACUUGUGGUCGAGCAAGCAUGACGGUGUAUGCAUUAGUGGCUGUAUGCAUUGAAACAGUUUGUGUAACAAUCACUUAUCCUAUAUUCGGCAUGGGAACAGCAACAGCAUGGCAGCAUCCAAACCCUGAUGAAAUGAUGCAAAACAAUUCACGUGUGCGUCAUACAAUAGCACCCUUUUUGUUGUAAUCUACUUUGUGUCUAAAGUAUACACCCAACCAACCCCUACUGCCCGGUGGGAAAUCUCUUCCUGCCACAGGGCUGGCCGGCCAGCUGUCCAGACUUCAGUGUAAAAACACGUAAUUUAAACCAAAUAUGGUCACUCCUGAGUGAAAACCCCACUGAUGCUCCUUCUCCAGCCCAUGUCCGGUUUCUUGCUUGUCUGUCGCAGGGCGAUGGCUCCCAGUGCCUUGGGGAAACAUCUGGUUGCCUGUCUUCUCAACGUGUCCGAGGCGCGCAGAAAAGACCUGGUCGAAACCGUCGCCCGGGCGGCCAUAUUUGAUUGCCAGGGUGUGAGAAGAGAGGGAACCACCGUCUUAAACAUCUUCAACGAUCACGACUACAACAGAUCUGUCAUCACCAUCGUGGCCACCAUCGACACCAUCAGAGAGUCGGUCCUGUCAGCGUGCGAGCGGGCGUGCGGGCUGAUUGACGUGAGCGCCCCCGCGGGCUCACACCCUUGCAUGGGGGCAGUGGACCUGGUGCCCCUGUACCCCCUGGGAGAGGAGGUGGGGGUGGAGCGCUGUGCCAAGGAGGCAAGAGCGGUGGCUGAGAGUCUGACGAGGCGCGUCACAGGGACCAGUGUGUUCCUGUUCGGCUGGGCCGACGCGCCCCAGAACCGGGGCCUGGCCCAGAGGCGCAGGGAGAUGGGCUGGUUCAGGAGGAGUGCUGACAUGGCUGCUGUAAGACCGGACCUGGGACCCAGCCCUCAGACACGCUACGGAAUCACAGGGGUCGGCAGCAGCCCGUACGUCAUGAACUGCAACGUCACCAUCGACACCCAGGACCUGGCUCUGGGGCGCGCCGUCGCCGCGGCGAUAAGGGAGUCCACCCCAGGUGGGAUCCCGGGGGUGCAGGUCCUGGCCCUGCCUCACGAGGGCGCCGUGGAGAUCGCCUGCAACGUGGAGAGCGUCCGGGGCAGCCCUCCCUGCCCCAGCGGAGCCGAGGGGGACCCCUGGCCCUCCUUCUGCCUGGGGGGGCAGCCGUACUGCCACGCCCCGGCCUCACUCAUCACCUCCAGGGUGUCAGAGCUGGCUGCCCAGCGGGGGGUGGGCACCAGGGGCACGGCCCUGGUGGGGUUCACCCCCCGGGAGUGCAGGGACCUGGCUGAGACGGCUCUGGCGCUGGGCGUCGCUGAAUUCUGGAAAGAACCGCACAGGAUACGCAUGUAACGGUUUGGAAAAUACUUGGAUCAAAUGGUUCAGUGUUAUUCCAGCCCGUGGGAUUGGGGUUUUGGAGGAUAGACGUUUUGGGGGGAGUUUGUUCUCUUGCUAGUGUACAUGGUGUGAAUUGCCAAAGCUUAUAUGCAUCAUUCAGCUUUAUUAGAUAUGUGGGAUGUGGAUUUUAUGAUUGAGAGUCUAGACCAUUAAAUGGAAUAAUGCAGCUGACUUCAUCGACAAGUUGGCAUCAAGAAUGUACAGUAGUUAGUCAGAAUUACUUUUCAAAGUAAAUGAAAAUAUAGAAAAAAGAUUUAACAGUAAUUGUUCACAGUGCCAUAAAGGAGUCUGCCUUCAGUAUCGGCAGGAGCCUCUGUUCCUCUUUCAAAGUAACUGAUGAAUAUUUCGAUUUUUGUAAUUUCUGUAUACUUACGUUCGUAAUAACAAUGAAUGUAUUAAAAUACACAUAUAUUAA